AUGGCAGAUGUUGUUUUCAUGAAGAGAUCAACGGCUCUUGAUAAAAAUUCCAAAGCUCUCUUUACCAGUCGUGUAUUUGAUAGAGUCCUAUCUCAAGAAACCAGAGGAGAACUCAGACAGUUGGUAAACUUAUCAUGGCGACCAACUCUCACAAAUGUCUUGCAUAGUAGCUUAUUUACCACCAGCCUCCUCUUUGCCGGGAGAUUAGGCGAACAAGAGCUAGCAGCAACAGUUUUAUCGACGUCCUUUAUUGGAGUUACCGGAACAUUUCUUGGAUCUGGUUUAAUCACUGCUUUGGAAGUUUUAUGUACGCAGGCGUUUCGAAACAGAAGUUACCGACUUGUGGGGAUAACGUUUCAGAGAGGCGUGUGGCUGCUGGGGAUUUCUGUUCUGUUUGUCUGGGCCAUUUGGACAAAUGCAAAACCGCUGCUGUUGAUAAUCAAACAGAAAAGAGAGGUAGUCAGACUCUCGCAACUGUUUGUCUUCGUUUGGUUUCCAGCUGUGGCAGCAGAUUUUGCGUUCGCUUUGAUUCAGAGAUAUCUCCAGAUACAGGGUGUUUUCAAGCCCAUGAUUUACAUCGUUUCUAUGGCAAAUAUUUUGCACCUUGGGAUCAACUUUAUCUUGAUUCAUGGAUUGAAAAUUGGUUUCCUGGGCGUGGCCCUGGCAUCAAGCCUGACACAUUGUCUGUUUCUUGGUGUCUCCUCAUUUCUUUACCUCUUUUGCUCAAAGCUUUACCAGAGAACCUGGCCGUCAGAAGGCUGGACCAGAGAAAGCCUGCAGCAGUGGGGUCAGUUCAUCAUGUUGGCUGCACCAGGUAUACUUAUGCUAUGUAAUGAAUGGUGGAGCUUUGUUGUGGGGAUUUUUCUUAUGGGAACGCUUGGGCAAAAGCAACUGGCGGUCCAUGGUAUAUUGAUGCAGUUUACAAGUUUUGUGUAUAUGAUUGCUGUAGGUUUUUCGUUAGCUGUUACUGAUCGAGUCAGGAACGAAUUACGGAGAGGUGACCACACCAGAGCAAAACACGUUGCAAAAGUUUCUCUUGUGGCAGUUAGCUGCUUUUCCUUUGUAAUGUUGGUGUUUUUCAAUGGUCUAAACGAACAUCUCGGGAAAGCCUUCACAGACGACAGGCUUAUCGCAAGUUUUGUCAGAAAAGUCACUCCAGCUAUGACAGGAUUUUCAUUUUUCCAAAGUCUACAAGUCAUAUGUUGUGGCAUCAUUCGAGGUAUCGGUCGUGUAAAGCUCGCUGUUUUCUUAAACUUCUUUUUUCACUUCUUUGUUUCCGUGCCUUUGGGAUCAUGUUUCGCCUUCUACGUCUUUAAAGAAGAAGUUGAAGGUUUCUGGUGGGGUCUUACGACAGGACUCAGUCUACAGUGUCUCCUCUUCAUUGGUUUAAUCUGGAGGAUAGAUUGGGAAUUAUAUGUUAGGAAGGUCCGUCGCAGUUUGACUCGACAACUACCUAAGGCACCUCUCGGUCGGAACACUGGAACUGAACAAGAAGAUGAAGAGAAUCUCAUUGUUACCUGGCUCUCCAGAACCUCGUCGCUAUUUUCAGUCAACACCAACAGCUUAAGAGAAUUCAGUAAUCCAUCAAACCCUGUCAUGUCCUGGAUCUACCGCUCGUCGUCGCUUCUCAGUCUCAAUACCAUUCCGCUUAGGGCCAUGAACACGGACCAAGAGCUAGUCCUUCUCGAGGAUGGGCCUUUCCGACACGAUUGCUCAGUCGUAUCCAAGACACGUAUUAGCGUCCAUGGAAACAAGCUGACGUCAAAGGAGAAGUGCAGGUUAAUCCUGUCUAGACUGGUAUGGUUGGUGUUGGCGGUUUUUGUGUUGCUGACCGCCAUAGUUGUGCGAGUUAGAAUCCCAGCACCAGAAGAACAGGAACAGGAAAUGCUGAGGGAUUCCAGUCUCACGGAGUUAUUGAUAAAUUCAACGAGAAGCUAAGUCGAAACGACAAAUUAUGGCAAUUUACCGCCAAAUACCGUGUCGUUACGUUGAGCAGAGACCCGUCCAUUCUAGUUACUUGAAACUUUUUCAUUUUUUUCUAUUAAACACAACCUCCCAUAAGACUGACCAGACCCUCACUAGCCGGUUGACUCGACCAUUCAAAUGUUCUGUGGUCUUUGAUAAAAGGCUUAAGUUAAACUCAACUUUCCUGACACUGUAACCGAACAUGCGGAAAAUUUUCAA
Messenger RNA from Stylophora pistillata, 2184 nucleotides. RefSeq names its product multidrug and toxin extrusion protein 2. Gene Ontology annotation, molecular function: xenobiotic transmembrane transporter activity; antiporter activity. Gene Ontology annotation, cellular component: membrane. NCBI's taxonomy places the organism in Eukaryota, Metazoa, Cnidaria, Anthozoa, Scleractinia, Pocilloporidae. Gene Ontology annotation, biological process: xenobiotic detoxification by transmembrane export across the plasma membrane. The record is from RefSeq and is a predicted model, not a curated record.